Messenger RNA from Xiphophorus couchianus (Monterrey platyfish), 2384 nucleotides. RefSeq names its product sterile alpha motif domain-containing protein 9-like. The coding region runs from base 194 to 2251 and encodes 685 amino acids. Lineage: Eukaryota; Metazoa; Chordata; Actinopteri; Cyprinodontiformes; Poeciliidae. The record is from RefSeq and is a predicted model, not a curated record. Gene Ontology annotation, cellular component: cytoplasm. The transcript is spliced from 3 exons. Gene Ontology annotation, molecular function: protein binding.
GUCAAAGCUGAUUAUAAAUAACAUUGUUCUUCUGUUCAGUCACCUGCACACCUGCUGGAACUCUGACAGAUGAUUUAUUCCUGUUGGUCCUCUGGUUGAGACAUUUUGCAGGAUUGCAAACGGUGUGUGGUGAAACAACCUUUUCAAGCAGAAGCAACACAAACAAAAGACCCUUCUGUUUGAUGUGACCAUCAUGGAAAGUAACUCAGGAGAAGAUAUGAACUCUGCCCUAAGUCUUGAUGAAGGAAAUGAUUUAUAUUGUCGUUGUGAACCAUACAUUUUUGCACAUGUGCAGACCGACCCAAUGUCCACCAAUACACAAUUGUUCUCAAUGUUGGCACUGUUGAAUGCCUAUGUUCCCAAUUCCUACCUGAACAUGGAAGAGUGUCAAAAAAUCCUAGGACCGCCUGAUCCCAUCUAUGGAGGUCCUCCCUUCGAAGUUAGAAUGCGACCAUUUUCCAAGCUCAUCAAAGUAUCUGGCUCAGUGGUAUGCCUGAUUCAUCCAGAUGUUGCUACAAGGUCUGUGGAGCUAUUGGCUGACCUAGGCACUCCCAGAAGUACCUUAGCACAGGACUGUGUGUUUCAGCUUUGUGGAGAAGAAGUCCAACCUCACACUGUCCAGUUUGUCAAAGAUUUGCUAACAAGGAGAGAAAUGGGUCCAAAUGGCGAAGAGAAAUUCUCCAUGCUAAUUAAGGAUAUCAUUGAGAAAGAAAAAUUUAGUAAAGCACUCUGGGUUUUGAAAAAUGCUUCAAACAAAUUCAGAGACAAACACAUCUUCCCCCAAACGGUUGCUCGUCUGUAUUACAUUGGAGGACGUUACCCAAACUUCAAAAAAGCUGAGAAAUGGGCUAAAAAAGCCAUCAAAAGAGCCCAGAACAACUCAUAUGCCGCAGACACCCUUGGACAGGUGUACAAGAACCAUUUAUUGAGAGGGGCCAAACAAUCCAGUGAGGUGAAUAAAAUGGCUGAGAAGGCCUUCGAGGCGUUCAAAGAUGUAGAGAUGAAAGCUGACAAGGAACUAGGCCCUGAACUGAGUGAAUACGAUGGCUGUGCCAACAAUUCCGUUUCGUUCAACAACCGAGGCCAUUUUGGUUUCAUUCAAGUGGCCAAGAUCGUCUCUGAGAAACGUAGACAUAACAAUCCGUUUGAGGACACCCUAAAAUUGGAAGUUGAAGACAAAUUUGAGUUUUUUGAAUGGUAUCUCAGCUACUCCCAGCCUGACAGGACAACAGUGGAACCAAAUUACUUUUGGGAAGAUGUUGCCAUCUGCUAUCAACUAUACAGGGAGAAAGAUGCAGCUGACUCCACCAGUUUCCCAGCUCUUCUCGAUUGCCUGAAUCACGGCCUUUUUGUGUCGAAGGAAAAACGAGCCUUCACGUCUGCGGUGACAGAGAAAACACGGCCACAGUUGGAGCAAACCCGAGAUGAAUUAAAGACUGAUUAUGAGGAAAAUGUAGAUGAUGUGAAAGUGGCAGAGAGGUACAUCCUUUCAAACAUCAUCUUGAACAACAAAGGGCCCCACUCUCCUCAACACGCCCUGGUUAGAAAACUUCAGGCAAUCCUACAGAGGUUUCUGCCCAUUGGGGCAAAUAGUAGAGACCCAGAGUUUUACCUUUUGGUCCUGCUGUUGUUUUGGCCAGAGGAACAGCGAAUGGUAGGUCAAGAAAACAAUGAUGAAGAGUUACAAGAACCUGACACAAACAAUGAUCAGCUUCAAGACCAAACUCUUGAGGAAGCAGAUGUAGAGGAGAACAAUACAGGAGAAGAAUCUGAGCAGCCCCCUUCUCUUGACAUGGAAAAAUAUGUCACUUUCAUGGGAAACGCCUACGAUAGAGUCUACGCCAAGUACCUUCGAGGUCGUUACCUGCUGCCACUGUUUUUUCUAGGUAAGGGUUCUGGACUUAGCAGAUGGAUCCACAGGUCUAGACUGGACAAGAUGGUGGAGAUCCUGGUGGAAACUCAGCUCGCUAAUGAACCGAGUGGCUCAAAUGGAAACAAAAUGAAAAUAGAGAAGAUCAAUGAUAUGUGGAGUAGUGGGGAGGUGUGGCAGCUGCCAGAAAUCCAGGAUGUGCUUCAGCCCAUUCAAAUGGAGACAAUGCAAAGUGGAGAAGAUCAUAAUGCGUUUCUUAGUGUCGGCGGGAAGAAAAUAAGAAAAAGUCUCUUCCAGGUUCACCAUGUGUGUGAAUCAGAGCUCUUUUAUCUUGGCUUCAACAUUAGGGGUCCUGUCAUAUUCGAAGUGAAGGGUCAGUAAAACACCUUUGAUUGUCCAGAAAGACACCAUUAUAAAGGUUCCUAUACAAAGCAGCAACAAAACACUGCUUGUGUCAGCAAUGGUUUCUGGGAUAGAAAGCAGCAUUUUCAUUCAUUCCCUCAAGUUUCUGAGU